ACAUAACAAAAUAAUCUGAAAUCAUAUAACCAACUUGUACACUCAAUUCCUUUCUUGAUGUUACAUAUACUCCAAAUAAAUCUCUAAUUUUCUUCAAGUGCUUAAUGUUUCAACUAGGUUUCACCUUGGAAUCUUGUUCUUUCUUGAAUCUUUAUGUUAACCAAAAAUUCUUCCUUUAAGGGAAACUUUUAUCCUUUGUGCAGUUUCUUGGAUCCCAAGUAUAAAUAACCAUUGAGAAACAAAAACCAAACAAACCUAUCAACUUUUUUAAAAAAAAAAAAUGGGUCAUGGCUACAUUUUGGGGUUCUUGUUGGUUUGGUUGAUUGGUUAUGAUCAAGAUUUGGUUAAGGGUGUAAAAGGGUUAGCAUGUAAUUGGGGGACUCAAACAACUCAUCCUCUACAGCCUAACAUAGUGGUUCAAUUAUUGAGAGACAAUGGUUUUGACAAGGUUAAGUUAUUUGAAGCUGAACCCGGUCCACUCAAAGCUUUGGGUCACUCUGGUAUUGAAGUUAUGGUUGGUAUACCAAAUGAUUUUCUGGCACCACUUGCAAGUAGUGUUCAGGCUGCUGUCAAUUGGGUUCAACAAAAUGUUUCUGAUUACAUAUCUAGAUAUGGAGUUGAUAUAAGGUAUGUUGCUGUAGGAAAUGAACCAUUUCUGAAGACAUAUAAGGAUACUUAUCUUCAGACAACAUAUCCAGCACUGCAAAAUAUUCAAGCAGCCUUAAUUAAAGCUGGCUUAGCAAGACAAGUGAAGGUGACAGUACCACUAAAUGCAGAUGUCUACCAGACCGAUUCCGGAUUGCCUUCCGGUGGCGAUUUCCGAGCCGAUAUCCGCGAUCUAAUGAUCGCUAUUGUCAAGUUUCUCAGUGACAGUAAUGCUCCUCUUACAAUCAACAUCUACCCAUUCCUUAGCCUUAACGCUGAUCCCAAUUUCCCGAAAGACUACGCCUUCUUCGGCGGCUCUGCCGCCCCGGUUGUCGACGGUUCAAUAUCCUAUACCAAUGUGCUCGAGGCAAACUACGACACUCUUAUUUCUGCUCUUGAAAAGAACGGUUUCUCGAAUAUGACUGUCAUCAUUGGUGAGAUUGGAUGGCCAACAGACGGCGAUCCUAGCGCAAAUCCAGCUUAUGCUCAGAAGUUCUAUCUUGGACUUAUGAAUCGAAUAUUUCAAGGUCAAGGCACCCCAAAACGCCGAACUCCUCCUGAUAUCUAUCUGUUUUCGCUCCUUGAUGAGGAUCGUAAAAGUGUCCAGCCCGGAAAUUUCGAAAGGCACUGGGGUGUGUUCUACUUUGACGGAACAAUCAAGUAUCAACUCAAAAUGGGGAAUGGGAAAUCUCUUGUUCCGGCAAAAGGUGUGAAGUAUUUGCGCAGAGAGUGGUGCAUAAUGUCACCUGAUGCCAGCAUGAUUGACCCCAAUUUUCCCGGUAGCCUGAGCUACGCUUGCUCUUACGCGGACUGCACGAGUCUCGGAUUUGGAUCUUCAUGCGGUAGACUGGAUGCCAGAGACAAUGCCUCUUAUGCUUUUAACAUGUAUUACCAGACAAUGGAUCAGAGAAAGGGUUCAUGUGAAUUUAACAACUUAACAGCUCUUACAACUCUCGAUCCAUCUCAAGAUACUUGCAGAUUCGAGAUUAUGAUUGAUCUUGGAAAGCAUGAGACAGCCGCACGUCAUAGCUCUUUUGCUAUAAGAAAACAUACCUCAACAAUGGCUCUGAUUUUAGCAUUGCUGUUGAUACUUUAUGGUGCUUUCUGAGACCCAGCUUACGGCCUGCAUUGUAACUCAUUCCCAGCAGAAAAAUAUUCAAAUUUUUUGUUUUGCCAUAGUUCAGUUGCUUUUACAAACAGCAUUGCAGAUUGUGUAAUUGUUUGGCACACAAAUGUAAAUAAAUAGAUCACUAGCUUUCAAUUUAUCA
Mercurialis annua (annual mercury) is the source of this 1913-nucleotide messenger RNA. RefSeq names its product glucan endo-1,3-beta-glucosidase 5. Gene Ontology annotation, cellular component: plasma membrane. Gene Ontology annotation, molecular function: hydrolase activity, hydrolyzing O-glycosyl compounds. Gene Ontology annotation, biological process: carbohydrate metabolic process. The coding region runs from base 281 to 1753 and encodes 490 amino acids. The record is from RefSeq and is a predicted model, not a curated record. NCBI's taxonomy places the organism in Eukaryota, Viridiplantae, Streptophyta, Magnoliopsida, Malpighiales, Euphorbiaceae. The transcript is spliced from 2 exons.